Molecule: messenger RNA, 517 nt
Organism: Gilbertella persicaria
Lineage: Eukaryota; Fungi; Mucoromycota; Mucoromycetes; Mucorales; Choanephoraceae
Product: ribonuclease-III-like-domain-containing protein
Exons: 3
Coding region: 26-496 (156 amino acids)
Biological process (GO): RNA processing; mitochondrial translation
Cellular component (GO): mitochondrial large ribosomal subunit
Molecular function (GO): structural constituent of ribosome; ribonuclease III activity
Source: RefSeq, a predicted model, not a curated record
GCUCUUUUGUCAAUAACCCCUAGCGAUGUCUGUUUUUAAGCACUUGGUGCAACGCCGUACACUUCACUCCACCCGUACUUUGAAUGCUGAAAAACCAGCCUCAUUCAAUACACAAGCUUUGGCAGACCAACUUCAAUUGUCACCAGCUACUUUAACACAAGCCUUGACACAUAAAUCAUACAAACAUGGUAAAGUUCCUACCAAUGAACGUCUUCAAUAUGUUGGUCGUCGUUCACUCGAAUUUUUUGCUAUGGAAGCCAACAUGAGCAAGAAUGUGGAUGAAUUAAGUCAGGCAGUCAAAAAUGUAUUCAAGACAGAGCAUUUGGUAGCUAGAUUUGAUGCUUUAGGUUUAGAGCCUGGUGUACGAUGCAACUUGCCAGCAGGCAAGGUAACUACAGCUGUUAAGUCUCAAGCAAUUGAAGCCAUUGUAGGUGCUGUGUAUCAUGAACGUGGCUUAAAUGCAGCUAAAGAGUUUGCAAAGAAGCAUGUAUUGUAAAUAAAAUACAAACUAGAGACA